Messenger RNA from Danio rerio (zebrafish), 660 nucleotides. Lineage: Eukaryota; Metazoa; Chordata; Actinopteri; Cypriniformes; Danionidae. The record is from RefSeq and is a predicted model, not a curated record.
ACUAGCUGCACAAACACACCACACACAUGAAUGUUCCUCGCCCUCUGCAGGCCGUCACUGGGAACGGGAUGGACAAUCACUUACUGGGACUGCGGGAAAUGGCCAGGCAGAUGGAGAUGCAGACGCCGGACAUAUUCUCUGAUGAAACAUACAAGAUCAGCAACCAUUUCAUCCUGUCCACCAGUCAGGUCCCCACUGAGAUGGAGAUGUUCUGCUGCUAUGGUCCAGUGGUUCCAGACGGUUACGGUGUUUGUUAUAAUCCUCAGUCGGAUCACAUCGUGUUCUCAGUGUCCAGUUUCAGAGAGAAUAAAGAAACCUGUUCAGAUCGGCUGGCAGAAGAGCUGCAGGUCGCACUACUGGACAUGAAGGACCUGUGCAUGAAACACAUGAAACACUAAUCUGUGUAACACCACACUGACCACAGUAACACUACAGUAACACCACACUGACCUCAGUAACACCAGAGUAACACCACACUGACCACAGUAACACCACACUGACCACAGUAACACUACAGUAACACCACACUGACCAUAGUAACACCACAGUAACACCACACUGACCACAGUAACACUACAGUAACACCAUACUGACCAUAGUAACACCACUGUAACACCACACAUACCACAGGAACACCACACUGACCACAGUAACACUACA